This is a messenger RNA of Hirundo rustica (Barn swallow), 4739 nucleotides long. It is a transcript of the gene PRR5L, whose product is annotated as proline rich 5 like. Lineage: Eukaryota; Metazoa; Chordata; Aves; Passeriformes; Hirundinidae. The transcript has 9 exons. Bases 284 to 1333 code for a protein of 349 amino acids. Gene Ontology annotation, biological process: TORC2 signaling. Gene Ontology annotation, cellular component: TORC2 complex. The record is from RefSeq and is a predicted model, not a curated record.
CGGCGGCGCGCAGGGGAUGCACCGGGGGCUGCGGACGGGAGCGCGCCGGGCCGGCUCCCCGCGCUCCGCCCGCCUCUGGAGCGCAGCGCAGGCAUCGGACCCGGGACUGUUUCAGUUCCUUCAUCAUGCACCUCAUGUCACAACCCAACACGGUGGGGACCUGCUAGUCCUUGCUUUUGACUGAGUCCUUGGGCUCGAAGACUCAUGAACAUUGCUGAGACUGACACUCGGACCUUCGAGAGAGCAGCCUUUCUGACGGUGCUGCUCUGCUCCAGCUGACCCUAUGAAAGGAGGGUUCACCAUAGCUCUGUCCUUUGCACUCCAGUCCCACAAGAUGGGCUCGUUCAGAAGGCCUCGACCGCGCUUCAUGAGCUCCCCUGUCCUCAGUGAUCUGCCUCGGUUCCAGGCAGCCCGGCAGGCGAUGCAGCUCAGCUCCAACUCUGCCUGGAACAGUGUUCAAACAGCAGUCAUAAAUGUGUUCAAAGGGGGAGGCUUGCAGAACAAUGAACUUUACACCCUCAAUGAAAAUAUCAGACGGCUGCUGAAGAGUGAACUUGGAUCCUUCAUCACAGAUUACUUUCAGAACCAGCUCCUUGCGAAAGGCUUGCUGUUUAUGGAGGAGAAGGUCAAGCUGUGUGAAGGUGAGGAUCGCAUUGAUGUCCUAUCUGAAAUCUGGGAUCACUAUUUUACAGAGACUCUUCCUACACUCCAGGCAAUAUUCUACCCAGUCCAGGGCCAGGAGUUGACUAUCCGUCAGAUUGCUCUUCUAGGCUUCAGAGACUUGGUCUUGCUAAAAGUAAAGUUGGAAGAAAUCCUUCCCCUGGUCCAGACAAAGGUUCCAGCUUCCAUCGUCCAGAUGCUGUUAAUUCUGCAGAGUGUCCAUGAGCCUACUGGCCCCACUGAGGGCUACCUACAGCUGGAAGAACUGGUCAAGCAGGUGGUGUCACCAUUCUUAGGUUUGUGUGAGGAUCACAGCUUCUCUGGCAGCACCUGCUUGCUUGAGAGGCGGUACUCCAGAUCCCGUCCCAAGGCCCUGAGCCCGCUGACAGAGCAGGAGGGCGAGGCUUACCUGGAGAAAUGCGGGAGCGUCCGUCGGCACACGGUUGCCAACGCUCACUCGGAUAUCCAGCUGCUGGCCAUGGCCUCCAUGAUGCACACGGGGAUGGUGGCCGAGGAAUCGGACGGUUCUGACAAAUGCCUCCUGCUGCAGCCCAGCUGCUUCAGCCACAGGCAGUGCUCCAGCGAGCCCAGCAUCGCCGACGGCCCGGAGGCAGUCGUGGCAGCAGCCUCCAGGCAGGACCCUGCCGAGCUCAACUGCACCUCUGUCAGCUAGAAGGAGGCUGGCUGAGGAGUGGAGAACUGUAUGCACCGACCUGGACAAAGGGGCGUGUCACCCCUGCCGGGGAAAAAAGAGAAAAAUAGGAAUUUUGCUCACGUCACUGAAAUGGGCUCGAGGGUUCCUCUGGCUGAGAAUGCUCUCUAGAUAGGUUCUUUUACCAGUCUGGGAUCGUUGUUGAUGGAGGUACCAGGCUACUCCCAAAUGACCACUGAGAGCUGCAAAGAUUUUGCUGUUGAACAGCACAGUCUGCCUUCUGUAAGCUUUCUCCCUCUACUAGUAUAAACUUUUUGGCAUCAGGUUUCCUUCUUUUUCUUUGGUAUGAUACAAAUUGAGUUCUUUCUGCUUUUCUCCAUCUUUCCCAACUGUGAUUUUUCUUUGUUCUUUGUCCCUGUGGUGGAGGCCUCUGUGCUCAGUGUUCUCUUUGCUUCUGGUGCUAGUGUGGUGAAUGCCGAGCACUUAAUUUCUCUUUUAAAGUUGAACUCAGGGAUGAAACCAUUUGCAUCCUGCAGAAAGAUCUGCUGAGGUGGCUUGUAAGAGGAGGAGAUCCUUCACCUUGCUUCCUAUGGGCAUGGAUGAAAAGUCCAAAUCAGAAUUAAUCAGACUCACUUUUUUCCCAAGCCCAAAGAGAAUUGAGUACAGGUGGAGUCAGAGCUGAGUACUUCAUGUGUACUUUACUUAGUUCCAGUCAUAUCUUGGGUCUUCUGGUAUAAAUUAGGUGCAAAGGAUGGCUGGGGUGUGUAAAUUUGGUGCAAAAUAUAUUGAGCAUCCUGGCAUUAGACAUCAAUUUGCUCUCAAAAUUUCGUUGGUGAUAGGGCUAGGAUGAAAGAGAAAAUAAAGUGGGAAAGAGAUGCUGCACUUGUGUGGCAGAUGUAAAGGUGCCUCUCAGCACUGGGUCAUUGUGACUCCAGAUCAGGAGGGGAUGAUCAGGAUUUCAUGCUGGGCCUACCCUGGUACUUCUAGCACUAGCAGAUUUCAUGAGACUGAGGAUAAUGAAAGGAGCCCUGUCUCAGUGUAUUCGUGAAGUGCUCCUGACCUCCAGUGGUAUCUGACUCAGUGCAGUAUUGCUUUUAAGAUAAAGUGAGGGCUCUUUGCAGUCAGGUUUUGUUUUCAUUGUGAAGAUUAGGAGUGGGUCCAGUUUGCAGGUGUCUGUGUCAGGCACUGCAGUCUGCAGUGUCUGCUUUGUAGCACCAUCACUUGGUACUUCAAUGCUGCUUCUGUGGGGACAGAUCCAAUCUCUUUGGGCUGUCCCCUGGAUACGCUGCUGAUAUCUUGCUAAGCAGGUUUGCAAGUGUAAUUAUAGGCUUAGAGGUGAACUGCAGUGCUGCCUUAAAUGUCAAAUCCCAUUAAAAAUAUGCACAACACGACUACCACUUGAAUCUACUGCAAGUGGUACUGUAAAUAAGUGUGUCUUGACAAGGAAACAGAAGGUUAGGAUGAGUCUUCGGGACGUUUUUUUGCAUGCUGUGACAUUAACUGCAGAAUUUGCCCUGCUUCUGUUGGGCAUUAAACAUCUUCUGCUCCACUGGCCGUGCACCUCUGACCUGCCAGGAUUUGGCAUUAGUAGUACACGCAGCAAAAGGAGAGCAGGUUAUUAUUUAGCCACAAAGAAUCAGAAAUGCCAGCGACGAGCACAAGCUCAGCUGCCUUGAUAAAUGAGGGUGUUGCUUUGCUGUGGUUGGCAAUGUUGAGAGAGAUAGAUGGAUGAGCCUCCUUUUCCCUUCCUGUCACCAGAGCCUUGGUCUUUGGGGGAAGGCCGAGUGUUUGGAUCACCAGCUGUGUUUUCUGUGUCAGGAAAAGAGGUUCUGUUGUGCUGGCUGCCUCCUCGGAGCACCCGCAGCCCAGCAGAGGCCAGGAAGAUGUGCCUUUGAGCAGCGUUCCCUCAGAUGGGUUAUAGGAUAAAGUGCUCUCCUGUCCAUAAAUUGGACUGACCAGGCCAGCUUACUGUCAUCUGCCCCAGGGCAGCCAUGGAUUGUGGUGGAGCUUCAGAACCUCUGUGGUGCCGGCCAAGCCACGCUGGUCUUGCCUGGCACAGUCCCUCCAGCGUGGGGCAGAUGAUGGUGUCCUGCUCACAGUUAACUUCUUUGGCCCCUUGCCAUGAUUUAAAGCCUUCUCCUAGUCACACUGAGGUGUGUGGGGAAGUGGUCACCCUGCAGCAUUUCAGUUCACUCUUAUCAAUGCUUUUCUCCUUUCUGUUUCUCCUGGAACCCAUUUGCCUUCUGUAAAUACCCGAACCAUUUAAGGAUUAGAGAGCAGCACCCUCUUUUAUGGUGAAAACUAGAACGAUUUAUUUAUUUCCUGACAUAUUCUUGGAUCAUCUCUAGGGCUAAUAGGAGUUAGUCCUGGUUUUAACUUGAAUUUCUUUCGUUUUACACAUAUGUAUGAUUUUAAUUAUUUUGGUUUUGUAUCUGUUACUUUGCAAAAAUUUGCACCAAGCCCUCUGAAUCAUGCACUCCCCCUGGUUGUUUUGUUUUUACGGAGAAUUAAAGCUGGCGGCUUUACUUUGUAAACUGAGGUAAGCACAACCCUGUUCUGUAAACCGCACCGGGUGUAUGGCCAUGAGCACCGCAUUUACAGCCACGUCAGAUUGCCCAAGCCUCUGCAAGAGCUUUUCUUUUACAGACGGGGUGAACCUGAAGGUGUCUGGAAAGCCGUGCCAUGGUGGCAGUGUGAGGCUGGCCUGGAAGGGCCCUGGGAGCAGCUCUGAGGGGCACUGCUGAGCACCUGCUCUCUGCUGAGGAAGCUUCCAGUCCUCUGGAAGCAAAGACUGUCCCCACGCCAGAGCUGCAGUGUGAUAAAUACGAUAAGCCAAAUUCAGUAAAUCAAAAUUUAGAAUUUUAUUGUGAGACCCAAACACAGUCUCCGGUAGCCACAAUUAAAAGGGACAGCGUCGAAUCCCGGGGUUUCGGCACUGGGUGAACACGGUAACCGGCUCUGCCAGCCUGUUACCCCCUCUGUUCACGAAUUGGGUCUCCAAGCUGCGGAUUUUUAUACAGUCUUUCGCUAAGGGCCGACUGAGACCGUGAGACUCGUGCCUUGAGGUAGCUUCGUUAGAUAUUCAUGUCCGUGUCCGGGGUCCGAUGAAUAGUUUCUCAAAGGCAGAACAAUGUCCUGAUGGCCGUGUCCGGAGAAGUUUUGGAGAUGGUAACAUCGGGCCGGAACAGAUAAGAUAGUGAUCUGAUACGAUCAGGGGGUCGUCAGAGCACCCAUCUCCCUUUUCCGUCCCUUUGUGCUGCCUUUGCAAGGUUCCCGCAGCGAUUUACUCGUGCCCCACCGUCCAGCUGUCGUCCCGGUUAACCCUGUAUCCACCUUUUAGUUUACUGACCUUAAUUUCAAGUAAAUUCUCGUUAUAAGAUAUAUUCGUACAUUCUGUUGCGAACCAAUUAAAUCUUUUAUUGUUUAA